AUGGAACAGAGAUCAGUCAAGAUUCAAAUUCUCUACCGAAUGUAUUUAGGCUCCAUGAACUUUCUAAAUCUGAUGAUGAAAAAAAUUCAAAGAUCUAAGUUUGUAUUAAUUUCAUUAAUAUGCGUAAUCUUAAUACUUCGCUCCCAUGAACCUGAUUUUCGAUAUUUGGAAACUGUUAGUGAAAUGUUGGGCAUUGUGAUAGGUGAACCGAUAAAUGCUUCAUUUCCCAUUACAUUCUAUCAAUCGGCAUACGUUGAUUACCGAUUCACUCCGCCACGUCUUCGCAUUUUUACACUAAACCCAUGCCUAAAAAAUUAUCAAUUUUUGUCAGCCGAUCUACAUUUCAAUGGAAAUAAUUCUGCACCAGUCAGAAAAAAUAUUUAUGGAAAACAUCUAGAUGAUGAUUGUCCAUCGGCUCUUAUCAAAAAAGUACCGUGCGUCUAUAACCCCUAUAUAUUUUCAUCCAGUUUGAAAGGAAAUCACGAUUUAAAAAAAGUUACCAUUCAUUUUGGCAGUAGGAAAGUAGAACUGAAUGUUCAAAAAGUUUAUAAAAAAUCAACAGAAGGGAUUACUGUAUGUCUCCAACCAGUGUACUACUACUCUCAAUGGCAAAAUAUUGAACUGUAUAUUGAAGCAUGGAGAGCUCAAGGAGCCACUCGUUUUAUUGUAUACUUUCAUUCGGCAACAAAAGAAACUUGGAAGACGUUGGAGUAUUACAGAGACCUGGGAAUGAUUGAAAUAAAAUCCUGGCCUAGUUUCCCAAGUUUACCAAUUGAUAUCGCUGAUAAAUAUCCAAAAAUUGAUGAUAGCGUUUUUAUACUUUCAUAUUUUCUGGCUAUGAAUAUUUGUAUUCUUGAUAUAAAAACUACAAUUGGAACUAUUGCUGAUUUUGAUGAGGUCAUGGUUCCAACGAAUGGUAGACUUCUCGAUUAUGCGACCAAAGAAAUGACGGGUACAAAAGUUGGAGCUCUGUCCUUUGGGAAUUAUUACGUAUUGUUUACUCCGAAAAUAUAUACAUCUCAUUUCUCUGGAGUGGCAUCACCGAAAUUUAAGAUUUUAACUUGGCCAUCCAAAGUAGGAAAGAAAACAUUAGGUUUUGAAAUAAUAAGAGAUUUCACUCAGUAUCUUUUCAAUGCAUCUGCUAUCCAUAUAGCACAAGUUCAUUGGCCAGACAAAACAUGUCUUUCACUCGUUGAUUGCUAUGUUUUUCGCCAAAAUAGGUGA
Molecule: messenger RNA, 1224 nt
Organism: Caenorhabditis briggsae
Lineage: Eukaryota; Metazoa; Nematoda; Chromadorea; Rhabditida; Rhabditidae
Exons: 5
Coding region: 1-1224 (407 amino acids)
Source: RefSeq, a predicted model, not a curated record